AUGCCGUCGACUUCCAAGUUCAAUGACCAAGACAACACGUCCCUUCCCGAGGGAAAGACUGCUCAGCCGACGUUGCAAGAUCUGACGCCAGAGCACAAGCGCAAGUACGACCAAGUUAUGGAGGAAUUGGCAGCCCAAGUUAUCCAGCAGUUCACCUAUAUUAAUCGAAUCGAGCCGUUCAUGCCACUCGUCAAGAUUAAAAGUGCCGGUGAAUUCUUCUGGGGGCAGGAGCAACAAAAGGCGUUUGACAACUCGAAGCAGUACCUAUCGUCGCCACCAGUCUUGGUCCCACCUCGGUCGGAUCAACCGUUCACCGUGUACCUGUCAGCCGAUGCCGUAUCCGUCGGCUCCGUCCUGAUCCAAGAAUUCCAAGGGAAAGAGAGAAUCGUGUUCUACCUCAGCCGACGCCUGCUCGACGCGGAAACAAGGUACAACAAGAUGGAGCGCCUCUGCUUGUGUCUGUACUUCACAUGCACCAAGUUGUGGCACUACCUGCUCAACGCAGAAACUCACGUCGUUUGCAAAGCUGAUGUCAUAAAGCACAUGCUGGCAGCGCCCAUACUCAAGGGUCGGCUCGGCAAAUGGAUGUAUGCACUCUCGGAAUUUGAUGUUAGGUUUCAACCAGCCAAAGCCGUCAAGGGCCAAGCUUUGGCAGAUCUCAUCACAGAAAGGGUGGUGUCAUCAACGUCUUUCGUCGGCGUUAGACCCUGGGUUUUGUUCUUCGAUGGAUCCACCUGCGAUCCCGCGUGCGGCGUCGGGCUCUACAUCGUCUCUUCACGCGGGGUAACUUUCCAGUUCGCUUUUCGUUUGGCGUCUAAGCUCACCAAUAAUCAAACAGAGUAUGAGGCUGUCCAUAAAGGCUUGGAACUCCUCCUGGACGCCGGCGCCGAAGUUGUAGAAAUCUUCGGUGAUUCGAAGGUGGUUAUUCGUCAGCUUACAGAGGAUUACGACUGCGUCAGUGAUAAUUUGUACCCCUACUUCAUCAAGUGCCAUGAUCUGAUGGUAAAAUUUCGCCAAGUUAUGUUGACAUGGAUCCCACGGGAGCAAAAUGGCGACGCUAACAGGCUGGCGCAAGUUGCGUCCGGGUACAUUCCACAGACUGAUGAUGUUUCGGUUGACAUACUGCAGCAGAGCGCAGUCGAUUGA
Molecule: messenger RNA, 1146 nt
Organism: Panicum virgatum (switchgrass)
Lineage: Eukaryota; Viridiplantae; Streptophyta; Magnoliopsida; Poales; Poaceae
Exons: 2
Coding region: 1-1146 (381 amino acids)
Molecular function (GO): nucleic acid binding; RNA-DNA hybrid ribonuclease activity
Source: RefSeq, a predicted model, not a curated record